CACAAAACUGGUUCGUUUUAGAGAACUGAAACCCGAAAUCAAAAACAACAACACACACCAUUCCUCAGAGCGAUCGGUGACGGCGACGAUGGAGACGUAGCAAGAACGAAGAUGGUGAUGUAACAGCAUGACCUCCUCGACAUGAAACUCUACAAAAGCUGAGAGUGUCACUGCCUAGUGAAGAGGCAUCAGAAGAGUCUUAAAAGAAGCUGAAGAGGAGAAAGAAAGAAAGAAGAGAAAAUGCCGAGGCCUGGUCCAAGACCUUACGAGUGUGUAAAACGAGCUUGGCAUAGCGAUCGUCACCAACCUAUAAGAGGCUCCAUUAUCCGUCAGAUUUUCAGGCUCGCCAUGGAAGCACACAGUGCAGCGACGAGGAAGAACAAGGAGUGGCAGGAGAAGCUCCCUGUAGUUGUCUUGAAAGCUGAGGAAAUCAUGUACUCUAAAGCCAAUUCAGAGGAAGAGUAUACAGAUGCAGAUACUAUGUGGAAUAGGGUUAAUGAUGCGAUUGACACCAUUAUUAGGAGAGAUGAAAGCACAGAGACUGGUCCUCUUUUGCCUCCUUGUGUUGAAGCUGCUCUUAACCUGGGAUGUAUUGCUGUAAGAGCUUCAAGAAGCCAACGACAUAGUAGCGUAAGGACUUACCUCGGUCCCAAAAUCCAGGAAUCGGUUUCUGCGUCACCUAAUGAACCGUCGUACCAUCAUCAUGACUAUCAUCAUCAUCAAGCUCAAAAGUCAGCCAAACCAAGCCAUACCAGUCAAGCUUCAAUCCCAGUGGAUGUACUUGAUGACAGCAGCAAGACUGUAGCUGCUCCUCCUCCUCGUGGUUACCCAUUUCUACAUGAAUCUAUGCAGAUGCAUCAGAAGCCAUUAGCAAGAAAACUAGUGACUAGCACUUCUCCAGCUCCAGAACCAGCACCAGGUCCGAUCAACUUUGGUUCGGUCUAUCCUUUGUAUUACGGAGGCAAUAAUAAUCAGACUCAGCAAGUGGUUAGAGUCCCUGAAACGCCCAUAAUCAUUGGCAUGCCUGUUGGUAUAAAGGCCCCUGAAGAAGCAACAGAGAGUCUCUGCGAUUUAUCAUUGAGGCUUGGUAUAUCAUCAGAACCACAACCCUCCUCGACAAGAAUAGAUAUCGGGUCUAGUCGGGCUUACAGAGGAAGAAACCAAGAAGAGCUAUGUUUAUUCUCUGAGGUGAAGAAGAAGAAUGAUAUGUUUGAUUGGUUUUCAAAUUAUGAAGGUCAGAAUUCAGAUUCGAGAGUUAAAAAGCACAAAACGUUUUGUGGAGACUCCAUCUAGGAUUUGCUUAGAUUUUUUUUUGCUUUUUUAACUCAAAUCUUGUAAAAGCCUUCAGGUCUAUUGGUUAAUAUUAUUGAGUCUACUAGUCCAGCAAGAUCGAUUAUUAAAUCUACUUUGCAUUGAUGAACCAAAAAGAUACUGAAGUUUCUCUGUUAACAUCGAU
Molecule: messenger RNA, 1456 nt
Organism: Thlaspi arvense
Lineage: Eukaryota; Viridiplantae; Streptophyta; Magnoliopsida; Brassicales; Brassicaceae
Source: the annotation of a GenBank genome assembly